Messenger RNA from Melanotaenia boesemani (Boeseman's rainbowfish), 2529 nucleotides. RefSeq names its product chromosome 17 C6orf136 homolog (gene c17h6orf136). The record is from RefSeq and is a predicted model, not a curated record. The transcript has 7 exons. The coding region runs from base 273 to 1538 and encodes 421 amino acids. NCBI's taxonomy places the organism in Eukaryota, Metazoa, Chordata, Actinopteri, Atheriniformes, Melanotaeniidae.
AGGCGUGUUCUGCCGGGCAAGGACACACAGAUCUAAAUGACAUUUGUGUAAGUUACCUGAGUUACUAACUUGCUAAUUGUCUCCGGUAACCAGACCCGGUCAUACCCACUUUAAGCUAAGGGGCGAGGAUAUCUACAUAAAUGUGAGAUGAUUUUCCACAGAGAAAGGUCUGACGAGCUUCAGGAAAUCCUGCAGUAGUCUGAGGUUCCCUCGGAGACUCUUUGCUGUCUGCGUUGCUGUGGGUGAUGGUCUGCUGGUGCCCCCUGUGGUGAAUGGCGGUGUGCAGAGGAGGCAUGGCCCUCUGGGUGGGUUGUGUCUGCAGCCACAGCAGGAGGCAGCCCAUCCAGAAACUGAACCUGAGUCUCAGUCAGGUGUCUGAAUGGCAGUGGAUGAAUCCGACCCGCUCGCUGGGUGGUGCUGCCUGGGCCCUGGCCCCCCCUAACAGCCUGAGGUAUCAGAACAUUAGGCAGCCGCUGCUGUCCCACCCGCUGCACCACGCCAGCCAACCUCAGAGACAUGGAUGUGACGAAGACUGGGAGGAGUCUCUUAGCGUGUGCCUGCUGGUGCCGCACAGCGAGUCACAUGACCUCCACAGCCUGCUGGAGCUGCCGUCACUGAGUCACGUUAAACCAAGAGAGCUGCUGGUUCAGCGGUCUUUGGAGUUCUGCUUUCCUCUCACCACGGUGGAUGGCAGCCGGGAGGAUGACAUCAGUGUGGAGAGCCCCCAGAGGAGCAGAGGUGAUGCUGUGGAGAAGGAACAUGGCUGCUUCAGAAGCCUGUUUGAAGCAGAAGGAUGUCCAGCUCCCUUCAUGUACGGCUCUACGUUUUAUUGUUUCCACUGCCCGGAAACACACCUGGUGUCCUGCAGUGACGGAAAGUCCAACCAGGACUGUGGACUCAACAGGUGGCCUGGAGACCUGCUGCCAUCAGUGGAUCUAUGCAGCUCUGCAGGAGGAGCAGAGGUGGAGAACUAUGAUGGAGACUGGGAGAGAGAGGAGAAACUGUCCAUGAUGUAUGAAAGGCUGAGGAUAGAGCUUCCAGGUUUUUUCCUGACCAACCAUGACUACACCAUGUACUCUAAUGAUGUGGAGUUCAUCAACGGCCUCGUCAACAUGAAGACCAGAGGGCGUGUGGCGUACCGCCUCACCCUGUCCAUGUGGCGCCUCCUCUGUCUCUGCUACUACGCCGAGGCUCGGCUGGAUGUUCUGAAGCUCACCAAGCACAUGGAGGAUGGGACCAUCAAGGCUCGCUGGAGGGUUAGAGGACUCCCUCUUCACACCGUUCUGCUGCGCUUCUACCGCAAAGACAAGUCUCACCUGUACAGGUCGUAUGAUGCUUUCUCCACGUUUUACGUUGGGCAGGACGGACUCAUCCAUUGUCACAAAGUUGAAAAGGUGAUACCGGCUCGGCCUCCCGUCCUUCCCGGAGUGACUUCCCUCCUCACGGGAGUUCUGGUGGCUCUGGGGGUCCAGGAGCCCAGACCAGCCCUGAACCUGCUGCCCCUCUUCCUGUCCUCACUCCGGCAGAGCAGAAACUGACCCCAGAUGAGCUGGGAGUGGAAUAAAGGAGACUUCCUGAAAGACGGAUCAUUCUCACCAUCAGCACAGACUCAAGUUUAAGCUGAACUUCUCUGUUCUGACGCGUCAUCGUUGUCCCUGAACUGUUUCCUCUGCUCAUAAGUUCCUCUGAACUCAGAACCAGGUCCCACAUGGUCAUCAGCCGACACGUUUUAGUUUUUAAAGCUGACCAAUUUUAAAUGUGCGUCUUUCCCAGCCAGAAAAGAAAAAAUGCGAGAGCGUCUGGGCGACGGAUCAGCCUCCCAGCUUCACCGCGGCUGUUUGAGGGAGGACGUACUUCUUGAAGGUGGCUCGCACUGGCCUCCCACACAGUGCUGACCAGCUCUGACUGGUUCUGAUGGGGUUUUCUCAGUGGUACGACCCAGUUAGUUUGAUUAUUCAGAACCAUCUUCAGAUAUUUAAAGGUUUGGUGUUUAAUUCAGGAGAAGGUCCACAUGGAGACUCCGGCUCGGUUCUGAGAAGCAGAAAGAAACUGAGACUGAAUACAGAACCAUGAGAGAAACCCACACAGUUAUCGUUCAUGUGGACUCAGACUUUAUUUAUUUCAUGUUUAAAGCUGCAUCCUCCAAGUGUGUCUGAAGCAGCUUGUAGAGCUUCAUCAAACUAACAGUAGCUGUGGUUCUCCAGAACUCCUCUGUGGUUCUCCAGAACUCCUCUGUGGUUCUCCAGAACUCCUCUGUGGUUUUCCAGAACUCCUCUGUGGUUCUGCAGAACUCCUCUGUGGUUUUCCAGAACUCCUCUGUGGUUCUCCAGAACUCCUCUGUGGUUCUCCAGAACUCCUCUGUGGUUUUCCAGAACUCCUCUGUGGUUCUGCAGAACUCCUCUGUGGUUCUCCAGAACUCCUCUGUGGUUUUCCAGAACUCCUCUGUGGUUCUGCAGAACUCCUCUGUCAGCUUCUGCAUGUCCUGCUGCAGCUGCUCCUGCCAGCAUAAUAAACAUGUGAUUAACAAAU